AUGAAUGUGACACAUGGCGGCGUGCGUCAAGUGACCAGCGACAGGAUGCAGGAGAGGCGGUACUGGACGCCCCUGGUCCGAGGGACGAACACAGAGGCUCUAUGCCCGCCCCUUGGACCCGGGGGGGACUGGUACCGCAUCCGCACCGUGUACCCCAUUAUCAAAGCCAUGAACCCGCUGGUAUUUGAGGGCAGGAAGAGCGCUACCUCCCCACGAGGGGGCCGUCAUCCCGGAAACGCCAGAGUGACUACCGCUGUCGAGGGCAGCAGCAGCAGCAGCCAUGGUGUCUUUCCUCAUAGUGGGACGAGCAGCUCCCCAGGUGAGGGCGGCACCGACCCAGCCCGGCAGCAGGAGGGCCUUGGUGCUUCCCAUGGUUCACCCGAGCCAGGUGAGGCUGAUCCACCGAACCUUUGCCAAGAAUACCUGGUGGUGGUGAGGGAGCGCCUGGCAUCCGUCAAGAACAAGGUGCUGGUGCUGUCUGGCAAGGGAGGCUUGGGCAAGUCCACUGUGAGUGCCAUGCUGGGCCUUACCUUGGCCCUCGAUGACUCCAAGGAGGUGGGGUUCCUUGACAUUGACAUCUGUGGGCCGUCUCAGCCGCGGGUGUUGGGGACAGCAGAGGAGAAGGUCCACUCUUCAGGUGCUGGCUGGUCCCCUGUGUAUGUGUCUGACAAUCUGGCUGUCAUGUCCGUUGGGUUCCUGCUCAACAGUGCAGACGACGCUGUCAUCUGGAAGGGACCCAAGAAAGAUGUGAUUGACGAGGUAGUGUUUAAGCAUGUAGCUGUGGAUGAAGUGGCUCUGCUGGAUGUGAGGAAGGAAAUCACAUUCUGCAGGAAAGUGAACAUUCCCAUCAUUGGCCUGGUGGAGAACAUGACCACCUUUGUGUGCCCCAAGUGUAAGACCAAGACGGCCGUCUUCCCUGCCACUACUGGAUGUGACCCCCAGCUGGCAGAGGAUACUGAGAUGCCACUGCUUGGCCAGCUGCCGCUGGACCCCCGGGUGGCCCAGGCAUGUGAUGAAGGCACCAACAUUCCGACACGAGCCAGAUGCUGCUGUCACUCAGGCAUACAAAGACAUUGCAAACAAAAUCAAGGAGUACUGUGACGCAGUCCCAAGAAGCCACUUGACCUGCAGCGGUAGCAGCAGCAGCAGCAGCAGUCAUCACCACACUAACCAACACAUUCUAUAGAAAAGUCUUGUUAUUCAUGCAGAGGUUUAUUUUACAUUUACUUCUUAAAUCCAUAUUAUUAACAUCA
Molecule: messenger RNA, 1253 nt
Organism: Scylla paramamosain (green mud crab)
Lineage: Eukaryota; Metazoa; Arthropoda; Malacostraca; Decapoda; Portunidae
Product: cytosolic Fe-S cluster assembly factor nubp1-like
Biological process (GO): iron-sulfur cluster assembly
Cellular component (GO): cytosol
Molecular function (GO): ATP-dependent FeS chaperone activity; iron-sulfur cluster binding; ATP binding
Source: RefSeq, a predicted model, not a curated record